AUGUGCGCAGGCGCAGUCGUGGUCCUCGCUCCACCCCGCGCGAGUCUGGUGGUGAGUCGCUCGUCACUGCGCAGCCGCAUCGAUGGAGGUGUGAGGGCGGCGUCGCCAAGGGAACAGCCGGCGCUGAGCAGCUGGUCCCCAGAUUAUCUGGAUAACAUGGCUCCCAGGAUAUUUUGUAACUUCUGUUUUCAGCAGCCCAGACCAAAUUGCUGCAGUUUUGCACUUACUAAUUGUGGACAUGUUGUCUGUGAAGCAUGCCUCAAGAAAGGAAGUAUGAAAAAAUGCUGCGUUUGUAAAGCAGAUUGCCGCACCUUAUUUCUCUCAGACAAGAUGGAUCCUGAUCUUCAGGCACUUUUUACAGACUCAGAGAAAGUUUGUGAGCGAUACAUAAACGAAUUUACACAGAUUAUGGAAUUCCAAGAGAAACACAAAAGACAUUUGCGUGCAUGUGAAAAACAAAACCAUGCAACGUUAGAAGCACAUGUACAGCAAAUUACAGAAAGAAAAGAACAAAUGCAGAGAGAACUUGUAGAAAAACAGAACUACAUUGCACAACUAGAAAAUUCUUUGCACCAUCAAAGGCAACAGACAGCACGAUUAUCUACUUCAACUUCCUUAAGGGAAUUUGUUCAAUCACCUUUAACGAAGUCAGCAAUGUAUACUGCAGUUCCAUACUCCAGGCCAUCCUCAGGUGAAAUGUCGCACAAUAUGGAGGUUGACCCAAGACCGAGUCCAUCAGAAAAGUGUGAGAUGUCUGUGGGUCCUACAAGACUAUCAUUAAUCAGUCCACCCCAGGAUGGACGAAUGGGUUUUGUACAUUACAGAGGAAUGGCUGAACUAGGAGCUUUUAGGAGUACACCUCUCUCAACGCCUGUGCAAAGAAUUGGGCUUUCAGGCUCUCUGUUAGCUGCUGUACCUGGUCGUAGAGAUACUUGGGAUACUUCCAGUUACAGAAACGUACCUUAUUGCUCAAUACCAGCUUCGUCACUUUCUAGGCCUCCAAUAACCAUUGCAAACCUUCUAAUGAGACCAUAAAUUACUUGGAUAAUAAAAUGCAGAACAGAAGCUUCAAGAUGUGCAUCUACCCAACUGCGAGGAAAGAACACAAUUUUUAUUCAGGACACAAAUCUUUGAUUCAGCAGUACAACUUAUUGAACGAAGUGUUGAGAUGCAUGCAAGAUGCGUGUUGUAUAGUUCAUUAAUGAGAUAAUCUGUGGGAAUAGUUUUAAAAAAAUCUGUACAUUAUUUUACAUAGUUAAAUUGUACUCAGAUGUUAGAUAUAUUAUCUUCUGUUACACCGAAAAAUAAGAUUUGGUUGUAUUUUCACACAAUUAAAUCAACUAAUCUCGGUGAUCUCAAAUCAUCAUUUGACAUCUUUUGAACAUAGAUAGCAACUGGACCUCAUUCUGUUUGAAAGUAAAUUAUAACCAGUGAAAUAUAAAA
Molecule: messenger RNA, 1443 nt
Organism: Callorhinchus milii (elephant shark)
Lineage: Eukaryota; Metazoa; Chordata; Chondrichthyes; Chimaeriformes; Callorhinchidae
Product: probable E3 SUMO-protein ligase RNF212
Exons: 15
Coding region: 1-1035 (344 amino acids)
Biological process (GO): protein sumoylation; homologous chromosome pairing at meiosis; reciprocal meiotic recombination
Cellular component (GO): synaptonemal complex
Molecular function (GO): SUMO transferase activity
Source: RefSeq, a predicted model, not a curated record